ACGACACGGGUGUGAAGUUGGCUCUCCCAUUGCUAAUUUCAGGUGUGUGUUCAUGUUCACCCCUAAUACGAUUUUCUUUUUUGCAUGCCCAGAAACAAAUAUACGAAUUAAACGUGUCUCGCAGAGGGCCCCUGUAAUCCGAAUUAGUAUUGUUGACCUGAAACAGCUGACACCGGCGCGAUGGCCGACUGGGACACGGUAACAGUGCUGAAGAAACGAGCCCCAAAGGCAUCAACUAUGAAAAGUGAGCAGGCAGUGAAUGCAGCAAGAAGACAGGGGGCUCAAGUUGAGACCCAGCAGAAAUGGGGUGCUGGCAGCAACAAGCAACAUGUUGCAACGAAAAACACUGCAAAAUUGGAUAGGGAGACGGAGGAGUUGCGACACGAGCCGAUCUCCUUGGACGUUGGCAAACUGAUUCAGCAAGGAAGACAGUCAAAGAAUAUGAGUCAGAAGGAGCUGGCUACGAAGAUCAAUGAGAAGCCGCAGGUUAUCACCGAUUACGAAGCGGGCCGCGGUAUUCCGAAUAACAUAAUCCUCGGUAAAAUCGAGCGCGCGAUCGGCUUAAAGCUUCGGGGCAAAGAUCGCGGCAAACCGAUCGCUCCCCCUGGGAGCAAAAAGUAGAGAUCUCUCGGGGGGACGAAGUCAUUCACCAAAUCCUCUCUCUAAUAUGUACAAUAUUGUUUUUAUUUUCAAAAACGAACACAUUUCUCUUUUGGUGUAUCGCCAGAAGAGAGAGAUUACUUAUUUAUUCUUCGUUGUCCUCCGCCGUUUGUUUGAAACGGCGAGGGCAAUACAUGUGAUGCAUUUAAAUAUAGUUUGUUUAUUACGCGAAAAUGUUUAUAUAUAAGUUUUGACCUGAAAGAGCGCUUUAUAAGAUGUUUCCGUUUAUUUUAGUAUUUUAUAUAUAUAUUUAUAUUGUCGCCCAUUCCAGAUUUAUUCGUUUUGAUUCAUAUUUGACAAGAAUAAAUGUUUAUAAGCACAACACAAGCAUCGUAAUGCUAAAUUAGUAUAAGUUACAUUUAAGAAAAUAAUGUACAUUAUACAAAAAAUCUUAGGAUUAGAUCAAAGAUUAAAUAUAAU
Molecule: messenger RNA, 1080 nt
Organism: Nicrophorus vespilloides
Lineage: Eukaryota; Metazoa; Arthropoda; Insecta; Coleoptera; Silphidae
Product: endothelial differentiation-related factor 1-like
Exons: 2
Coding region: 181-621 (146 amino acids)
Cellular component (GO): nucleus
Molecular function (GO): DNA binding
Source: RefSeq, a predicted model, not a curated record